Molecule: messenger RNA, 906 nt
Organism: Vicia villosa (hairy vetch)
Lineage: Eukaryota; Viridiplantae; Streptophyta; Magnoliopsida; Fabales; Fabaceae
Exons: 3
Coding region: 1-906 (301 amino acids)
Source: RefSeq, a predicted model, not a curated record
AUGGAAGGAAAUCAAUAUGUAGAUGAUGGAUCAGAAAUAGACAUGACAAAUGCAAUCGAUGAAAUUUGGAAAAGGUGGAGGUCACUAGAUGUUGUCGGAAAAAGAGCAUUAAAAAGCAGAGUGUGUGAGAUUGCUUAUCCGACUACAACAAAGAUGUGUCCACUGCCUGAAAAAACUAAAACCAAAGGAGGGAUUAAGAAGAAAGGGAAGAGACCUGUGGGAUAUGAUGUUUAUCGUGAUCCUUCAGGAUAUGAGUAUGUUGAUCAAGCACAUUCGAGUUCGCAAAAAAUUUCAAAGAGGUUAGGUUCACAACUAUCCCAAACCUCAAAAAAUAAAGAAUUUGAUAAAUACAUUGUACAAUUUCCAGAUUACAUCAGACCAUUUAUUGAUGACAUUGUUGAUGUAAGAGAUGAUGGAAAUUAUGGGUUUAGAGCCAUUGCAUCUUUUCAUGUUUAUGGCACAUAUGGAUGGUCAAUGGUUCGUCGGGAUUCGGAGAAAGAAAUUAUAGGUCCUAGAAGCAAGUUGUAUGAGGAUUUAUUUGGUAAACGCCUUCCAACGAUGAGAUCAUUGUUGGUGAUAGAAACUUUAGGACAACAGCCACCAAAUAAAUGGACGACGUUACCUGAGUUGGGCUAUGUAAUAGCUAAUCGGUAUAACGUUGUUCUCAUCUCUUUAGGUCACCCUAGUUUGAGUUACUUUCCUAUGACGAGUGCACAUUCACCUAAUGCAUCUAUUUACUGCAUCGGAUUUGUCAAUGGAAAUCAUUGGGUUCAGGUAAACAUGAAUGAAGGAUUCCCGUUGCCACCUGUCACAACUGAUUGGAAGAAAUAUCGCACAAAAGAUGCAACUUCUUGGAUGGACAUGCCUGAUGAUGCUGUAAGUAAUGAUGAAGCUCAUGAGAUAUAA